AUGCUCAGCGCCGCAAUCCGGAAGCGUGUUCUCACCCCAACCUACAAUGCCCUGCGCACCGGCUUUGCACCCCAUGUCGUGAGGUACUAUGCGUCCUUUCCAGAUCACCAAGUUGUUAAAAUGCCCGCAUUGUCACCCACAAUGCAAGCCGGCAAUAUAGGUGCUUGGCAAAAGAAAGCAGGUGAUUCCAUCGCUCCUGGAGAUGUCCUGGUGGAGAUUGAGACCGAUAAGGCUCAGAUGGACUUUGAGUUCCAAGAAGAAGGCGUAAUUGCCAAAAUUCUCAAAGAAUCUGGUGAGAAAGACGUCCCCGUCGGCAGCCCCAUUGCCAUUCUUGUCGAAGAAGGAGCCGAUGUCGCUGCUUUCGAAAAGUUCACCUUGGAGGACGCUGGCGGCAAUGCGCAGCCUGCCGCUCAGCCCAAGAAAGAAAAGCAAGAGACGAAAGACGAUUCGCCGCCUGCACCCGAACCUUCUGCUGAACCAGAACAGUACUCCUCAUCUCAAGGCAAGCUGGAAACUGCCCUGGACCGAGAACCCAACGCUGCCCCUGCUGCCAAGAGACUCGCCCGCGAGAAUAAUCUCAGCCUCGACGGCGUCAAGGGCACGGGAAAGGCGGGGAAGAUUACCGAAGAAGAUGUAAAGAAGCUCAUCAGCAGCCCUGCUGUGGCGACGCCGGGUGCCACGUACGAAGACAUUCCCCUCAGCAGCAUGCGCAAAACCAUUGCAAACCGCCUCCAGGAAUCGGUCCAGAAGAACCCGCACUUCUUUGUCACCAGCUCUCUCUCCGUCACCAAGCUUCUCAAGCUUCGACAGGCCCUGAACAGCUCAGCCGACGGAAAGUACAAGCUAUCAGUCAACGACUUCCUCAUCAAGGCUAUCGCCACUGCCUGCAAAAAAGUUCCCGCGGUCAACUCGAGCUGGCGCGAUGGCUCCAUCCGCCAGUUCAACACGGUGGACGUGUCGGUUGCCGUCUCUACUCCUACUGGGUUGAUCACUCCCAUUGUCACGGGAGUCGAUGCUCGCGGCCUCGAGUCCAUUUCCGGAAAGGUCAAGGAACUAGCCAAGAAGGCUCGCGACAACAAGCUCAAACCCGAGGAAUACCAGGGCGGCACAAUCUCCAUCUCCAACAUGGGCAUGAACACUGCCGUGGACCAUUUCACCGCCGUCAUCAACCCUCCUCAAGCCGCCAUUCUUGCCGUUGGAACUACCAAGAAAGUCGCGGUACCUGUCGAGAACGAAGACGGCACUACUGACGUGGAAUGGGAUGACCAGAUUACUGUAACGGCCAGCUUUGACCACAAAGUUGUCGACGGUGCCGUGGGUGCGGAGUGGAUCCGCGAGCUCAAGAAGGUCAUCGAGAACCCUCUUGAGCUCCUCCUGUAG
This is a messenger RNA of Ustilaginoidea virens, 1380 nucleotides long. RefSeq lists its product as uncharacterized. NCBI's taxonomy places the organism in Eukaryota, Fungi, Ascomycota, Sordariomycetes, Hypocreales, Clavicipitaceae. Gene Ontology annotation, biological process: pyruvate decarboxylation to acetyl-CoA. Bases 1 to 1380 code for a protein of 459 amino acids. Gene Ontology annotation, molecular function: dihydrolipoyllysine-residue acetyltransferase activity. The transcript has 2 exons. Gene Ontology annotation, cellular component: pyruvate dehydrogenase complex. The record is from RefSeq and is a predicted model, not a curated record.